Iphiclides podalirius (scarce swallowtail) is the source of this 2766-nucleotide messenger RNA. NCBI's taxonomy places the organism in Eukaryota, Metazoa, Arthropoda, Insecta, Lepidoptera, Papilionidae. The record is from the annotation of a GenBank genome assembly.
AUGAUGUUCAGCGAACUCAACGCAGAAUGUUUCUCGGAAGUCAUCAAGAAAUAUAACAAGGAACUGUACGCGGAAUCCUGCGAGGCUGGCAUUAGCUAUUCCGGGAUUGAAACGUUUUUGAGGCGGCACUACCCCAUGUUAGCAUUAAGGAAUAUAACAGAAGGGAGUGACAGGUCGAAAAAUUUGUACAUCGCUAUGACCGCUCUGCUAUACUAUUGCUGCAUCAGAGACAAAUCCGGCGCCAUAGCAUCGGGCAUCCGUAGGGACUUAGACAAAGUCAAAAUUCAGAUGAUAACGAAAGUGUGCGAGAAAUUAAGAACGAUGGAGAUGAAAACUAUGAACAUAUUGUCAGCAAUCAAAGAUGCGUAUAACGAGACCUUUGGGGCAUCGGAUAAAGAGCGUCCCAAACAGAAAUCUGAUGAAAGGAAACUCUUGCUGACGCCCGACAAAGAAAUCACGGGCAUCCCAGCAACGAAAGACCGAUCCGACACAAAGAGGCUUUUUCAAAGAAAAUCGACAUCCACCAUUGAUUUGAAAACUGGAACGUCGAAAAGGGAAUCUUUGGGGAAAACCUCGCGCUCUACUUCUUCUCCGUUGGUGAACAAAGACGACGCAUUGGUGUUCGAACCCUACAUACCGCAAAAGAAACUCGUUGACCAACAAGACAACAACAUGGACCAAAUGUUCCGUAAACGUCCCAGUGUGACUUUUUGUACCGACGAUGACGAGGAACAAGAUUUAGAAAUGGAUGUGCUCGACGACUCAUGCACACCGUGCCAACCGAACUGUACGUGCACAAAAUGUUCAUCGAUUGGUCCAUCUUGCGGGGACCCUGGAUACUCUAUGGAGGAUUGCGACACACCUGAACCGGAUUACGAUCUCGCAAGCAAGGAUAGCUUUACCGCCGAGCUGGUCCGAGGCUGCGACUGGAAGAUGUACUGCGCGCUCGUCGGUAUGAUAUUCCUCGCUGUUGUGAUCGUGCUGCUCUGUAGCCUCUCCCUGUGGGACUGGAGCGAGCAGAGUGACAGCGGGGAGAGAAUGGACGAAUCCACGAAGCUCAAGAGACUGGUCAAUCGUACUGGAUCGGCCGGCGUGGAGUGGCAAUGGCAAUGCAGCGACCAGUUCUGCACGAAGGCGCACGUGGGUAAAAACGCCACGCUGUACAGCUCUCUAAGCCGCUGCACGCUCCUGUGCAUGGGGCCCCAACUUUGGCCUUAUCCGAUAGGCUACACGCACUACAGCCAAACACUUGUGGCCCUCACCACGACCAACCUGGAGUAUAAGUUCCAAUCGGUGCCCUCGGAGAUCGUCCACAGCUACCUGGCGGAGGCGUUCAAGCUGUUCCUGAAAGGGCUCUUCCGUUUGGAGAAGAUAGACAAGAAGAAGAAGAACGAAUCGGAGAAGAUAGAUUUGCCGCUCAAACGGAUCAGUGUCCACAUCGAGGUAGAGAACGACCCGGACCCUAGAUUGAGGCUGAACACAGAGGAGGCGUACAUGCUGAACUUCGAGACGAUAGACGACAGAGUCAUCAUGAAAGUGAUCAGCGGAUCGUUCUGCGGGGUGAGACACGGGCUGGAGACCGCGAGCCAGUUGAUCCUGCUGGACCAAGCGACCGGCUACCUACUGUCUUUAUCGGAGAUCACGAUAAAAGACGCCCCGAGCUACAGAUACAGGGGGCUGAUGAUAGACACCGGAAGGAACUUCAUAACAGUGUCCGACAUCACUAGGACUUUGGACGCAAUGGCCGCUUGCAAGCUCAACACGUUACACUGGAGGAUCUCCAGCGAUACCAGCUUCCCGUUGUACCUCACCAAACUGCCUCUGCUCUCUGAAUACGGGGCGUACGACAGAUCGAUGAUAUACACGAAGGACGACGUUAAGAACAUCGUGAGGAAGGCUGGACUACGCGGGAUCCGGGUCUUAAUCGAAGUGACCGCCCCGGGGCCCGUCGGCAGACCAUGGUCCUGGUCAGCGCAAGCCACAUGCCCGAUGAAGACGGACAAUUACACGUGCGACAACGUCCUCUGCACACGUCUACUGAUGGAGAAGUCGGUCUUCGACACGUUGCAAGUGAUAUACACGGAGAUCCUGCAGAUGACCGGGGUGGACGACAUCUUCCACCUCAGCGAUGGAAUGUUCUCGAUGACGAACUGUUACCAGCUGAUAAGCGACAGGGACGGCUUCCUCGACAAGGCUUUGGAGCGACUCAAGCUCGCGAACAGGGGUUUCGUGCCGAAGUUGCCGAUCAUUUGGUACACGCCGCACCUGAUGAAGGACUCGGAAGCGAGGACCUGGGAGAGGCUGGGGGUGCAGCUGAACCAAUGGGAGCCCAACCCCGGCGAGCAGUAUCUCGGCAAGUUCAGGGUGAUACAUUCGACGAAUUGGGACCUGUCCUGUGAGAUAAGCAAACACAGAUGUGUUAAGUUCAGGAGCUGGCAGGAGAUGUACUCGUGGAAGUCUUGGCGCAACGUCGAGGUGUUCACCAUAGAAGGUGGCGAGGCGAUACUCUGGACGGACUUGGUCGGUGCGGGGAAUCUUGACUAUACUCUGUGGCCGCGGGCAGCCGCGGUCGCUGAAAGGCUGUGGUCUGAUACGAACGCCAACUCGACAGCCAACCGUUACGUGUACGUGCGUUUGGAUACGCAAAGGGAGGCGAUAAGCGGCCGGCCCUUUCAGAGGCGUUGGCACUGUAAUCCAGAGUUGAAGACGUCCAUUGGCAUUGGUGCACAUCAGGAGAACCGUCCGCCCGCCCCCUCCAACCGCGAA